Stereum hirsutum FP-91666 SS1 is the source of this 4664-nucleotide messenger RNA. RefSeq names its product Oligoxyloglucan reducing end-specific cellobiohydrolase. Bases 1 to 4386 code for a protein of 1461 amino acids. Gene Ontology annotation, molecular function: protein binding. Lineage: Eukaryota; Fungi; Basidiomycota; Agaricomycetes; Russulales; Stereaceae. Gene Ontology annotation, cellular component: Golgi apparatus; membrane. Gene Ontology annotation, biological process: Golgi to endosome transport; protein targeting to vacuole; Golgi to vacuole transport. The record is from RefSeq and is a predicted model, not a curated record. The transcript is spliced from 19 exons.
AUGGCCUUUGGCCUUACAUUCAGGGCUCUUUCCUUAUGGAUCACGUCUCUAGCUCUUCUUCUGCUACAAACAAGGGCUCAGAGCGUCGACGUCUCCAUCAACACGUUCAAGAAUCUGCCGGCGAAACUCUACUUUUUCGAUGAUACAACGGUCGUUGCGUACCAUGAUAUUAUUGAAGGGAACUUGUGGAUAUCGGAUAAUGAGGGCAAGUCCUGGGAGAGGACGGCAGACAUCCCGGAGGGGGCGGUGACGAUGUUCUUUGAGCAUCCGUUCAAUAACAGAAUGGGCUUUGCUUUGACGAGAGGGAAAACGCACUACCGAACGGAUGACCGAGGAAAAACAUGGCGCACUUUAGAAGUGCCCGUACCUCCAGCCUUCAUGUCACGGCCUCUAUCUUUCCACUCAGAUCCCGCCAAGAAUGGAUACAUCCUCUAUCAGGGUGUAAGUUGUGUACGACAAGGAUGGGGAGAAGUCUGCCACGACGAGACAUAUUAUACGAAAGAAGCGUUCAGCGACAGGGCAGAGAUGCUCCUCUCCGAAACCUCACGGUGUCAGUUCGCCCACAGCAGCAAGGACUUCAAGCACGACGCGCACCCAGACCUAAUCUACUGCGUCGGCUUCGAGACCUGGUCCACCUCUGGCUCACACUCCCUCUCUUCCAGCCGCCUCUUCUCCAGCACCGACUUCUUCCGUAACGACAUCACGAUCGAGGACCUCGGCAUCGGCAAAAACGCACGCGGCGUCCUCGCGCUCGCCAUCGUCUCGAAAUUCGCCGUCGUGGCGCUGAAGGACCUCUCACCUGGUGCCGGAAGCGACAUGCUGCUGUACGUCUCGGUGGACACGAAGACGUGGGCGAAGGCGCAGUUCCCGCAGUCUUCGAGCGCGAGGCUAAGAGAGAAUGGGUACACGAUCGUGGAGUCGACGACGCAUUCGUUGGCGGUGGAUGUGUUGUUACAGGAUGCGAGUGCGGUGGGGACGCUGUUUGUUAGUAAUUCGAAUGGGACCUUUUUCGUGGAAAGUUUGAAGGAUACGAAUAGGAAUGAGAUGGGUUUCGUGGAUUAUGAGAAUUUGUAUGGGGUAGAAGGAGUGGGUAUCGCGAAUGUGGUAGGAAAUGCGCAGGAUGUGGAGGGGAGGGGGGCGGAGAAGCAGUUGAAGACGGUCAUGACGUUUGACGACGGAAGCUCCUGGGCACCGAUCCGCGCCCCUUCUGAAGACAGCGAAGGACGCCGUAUCGGCUGCAAUCCCGCCGACACAGAAGAAUGCGCCCUCCAUCUCCACUCCGUUACGCUCCCGCAUAACUUCGGCCGCGUCUUUUCGUCUCCUGCUCCUGGGUUCGUCAUGGGCGUCGGCUCAGUUGGCAAAUAUCUCCUACCGUACGAGGAGUGCGAUACGUUCCUCAGCACAGAUGCUGGCGUUUCGUGGAAAAUGAUCCGUAUGGACGCUCACAAGUAUGAGUUUGGCGACCAAGGGAGUAUUUUGGUGGUCAUCAACGACGAGGAGUUCACCGACACCGUACGGUAUUCGACCGAUCUUGGCAGGACAUGGCAAUCACUUGAUAUCGGAAUAAAAGUCCAAGCUCGUGCGCUGAGCACGGUUCAAGACUCCACCUCGCAGAAGUUCCUGCUCAUUGGUCAACUGAGUCGUCAGGAUGCCAAGUCAGACGGACGUUACGUGACGAUUUUCCUCGAUUUUGCGCCGAUGCGGCCGAGGCAGUGUGGCGAUGAUGAUUUCGAGCCUUGGUUUGCGAGGACUGCGAAGGGUAAGGAGUGUUUGAUGGGACAUAAGCAAUGGUACAGGCGCCGAAAGCCCGACGCGAACUGUUAUGUUGGGAAUAAGUUUGAGGAUCCGAUCGAACACGAAGAAAACUGCCCUUGCGAAGACGAAGACUACGAGUGUGACUAUAACUUCGUUCGUCACGAAGGCCAGUGCGUGCCUGUUGGACCCGAACCCAUCCCAGCUGGGAUCUGUGCCGACCCACGCGGAAAUUAUCAAGGCUCGUCUGGGUAUCGGAUUAUUCCCGGCAAUACGUGCGACAGGGAUAGGGGUAUCAAGAAGGAUGAGAAGGUGGAGAAGCCGUGCUCUCAAGCUCAGCCGCAAGAGGGAGACGUUAUUCAUCAGACAUUCGAGUUCCCCGCCAAAGUCGUACAGCAUGCCUAUUUCAAGGACUCUACCACCAUCCUCGUUCGCCUGGAUGACAAGUCAAUGUGGCAGUCCAGCAACGAAGGCUACACCUGGAACCAGCUUCUCCCUGGCACAAACUUCCUGGCAUUCUAUCACCACUCCUUCACCCCAGACCGCGCCUACCUCAUCACCGACACGAAGAGAUACCAUUACACGACCGACGGCGGACGCUCCUGGAACGAACUCGAAGCUCCCUACCCACCCAACUCGUUCGGCCUCCAGGUCCUCCACUUCAACCCCGUCAACUCCGACUACCUCAUCUGGACCGGCAACGUCGACUGCGCCUCUUUUGGUGACGACUGUCAUGCCGAAGCCUACUAUACUCGGGAUAAUGGGCGGCGUUGGGAUCUCGUGGAGAAGUAUGUAAGGAAUUGUGCGUGGGCGAGGGACUCGGAGUUGUUGGUCGAUCCGUCACAGAUCAUUUGCGAGUCGUAUAGGGAUAAGCAGGGCUCGCAGAGGUUCUUUGGGACGAAUAAUCCGCUGGAGUUGAUCAGCGGGACACAGUUCUUUGGGAAGAAGACGAAGUUGUUUGAUCAGGUCGUUGGGUUUGCGAAGUUUUCAGAGUAUUUGAUCGUGGCCGAGUACUUGCCACAAGCUAGGUCUCUGGAUCUUCAGGUCUCGUUGGAUGGAAGGACGUUUGCUGCGGGCAUGUUCCCGCCAAACAUGCGGCCUGAGCAACAUGCAUACACCAUCCUCGAAUCCAGUACCGACUCUGUUUUCCUCCACAUGACGACAUCCGAACCGCCAAGUCCAUACUGGGGCAACAUUCUCAAAUCCAACUGGAACGGAACGUACUACGGUCUCUCCAUCGAGAACGUCAAUCGCGAUGAACGUGGCUAUGUCGACUUUGAGAAGAUGAUUGGGCUGGAUGGGAUUGCACUAAUUAACGUCGUUGGUAAUCCGGGGGAUGCAGCGGUUACGGGCGCGAAAAAGCUGCAGACGAGGAUCACGCACAACGAUGGUGGCUCUUGGAAGGCUCUUAUUCCUCCGAAAGUAGAUUCGAUGGGCAGCAGGUACAGCUGCAGCACCGCGAACUGUGCCCUUCACGUCCACGGCUACACCGAGCGUACUGACCCCCGAGCCACCUUCAGCAGUCCCUCCGUCGUGGGACUCAUCAUGGCCGUCGGCAACGUCGGCGAAGAUCUCGUAGGCUACACCGACAGCGACACAUUCCUCUCUCGGGACGCCGGCUUCACAUGGGAAGAGGUACACAAAGACGCGCACCUUUGGGAGUUUGGCGAUUCCGGAUCUAUACUGAUCAUGGCGAACGACGAAGAGCCGACGGACCAUGUACUAUUCACGACGGACGAGGGCCUCAAUUGGAGGGAGUAUACGUUUACGGACGAAAAGCUUAGGGUGACGUCGAUCGUGACGGUCCCGAGCGAUACAAGUAGGAGGUUCAUUUUGAUGGGGCAGAGUUCGAGGGGGACUGUCGCGGUUCACUUGGAUUUCACGUCGUUGACGACAAAGCAGUGUGUAUUGGACGUUCAGGAUCCUGGCCAUGACGAUUUCGAGCUGUGGAGUCCGAGCGAAGAGCGUAAUGAGAGGUGUUUGUUCGGUCGUCAGACUUUGUAUCAUAGGCGUGUACGAGAUCGGAACUGUGUGGUCGGCAGUCAAGAAAAGGCCGCAGACAAGGUCGUCAAGAACUGUGCUUGUACCGCAAGCGACUUUGAGUGCGAAUUCAAUUACGCCCGUAACUCCGACGGGCAAUGUGUCCUCGCCUCCGGUACACAACCCCUUCCACCCGACGAUUCAUGCCGCAACGGCGAAGACUACUGGUACGACCGCACCGCGUACCGCAAGAUCCCAUACUCGACAUGCGAGGACGGCCUAGCGCUUCAUCAGGGCUCGAGACACGUCUGUCCUGGGAUCAGAGCGCACGGGGCGGCGUUCUGGUUCUUCGUGCUCGUGUUGCCGUUCAUAUUCACGGCGAGUGUGGCGUGGUGGUAUUACAGGAAGAGCGGACUUGCUAGAGGAAUGAUCCGUCUCCCGGGAGAUACGAGACCUGCGUUCAGGUCCGAUUCCGGGUUCAUGUCGACGCUCGCGUCCGUGCCGUGGUUCAUGGUCGGUCUGGCGGGCAUCGCGUGGGAGAGGAUUUCGUCGACGGCGGAGGGGCUCGCGACGAGUAUGAGGUCGAGGAGGGGGUAUAGGAAUAUCCCGGUGGAUGAGGACGCGCAAAUAUUGAGGUUCGAGGACGAGGAGUGAGGGGCGUUUCUCAAUUUGUGGUUCGUUGUCGUUUUUGUCGGGAAGUGGCAGGCAGAUCGUUGGGAGUGAGGCAAUGGGCGGGAGGAUGGUUGAGUACUAAGUAUUGAGUAUUGAAUUCCGACUCAUGUUGGUUCGUUGGUUGGGCAAGUGUAGUUCCCUGUGAUUCAGAUCCUGAUUCCGGUUUCGAGUACGUUUACAUACAUCAGUUACAGUUCGUUUGCUUUUGGAGUUUCUUUCUUCCCUAUGUAUUGUCUCCAGUAUGACUAUCCUCUGAAAUC